Messenger RNA from Saccharomyces kudriavzevii IFO 1802, 1119 nucleotides. RefSeq names its product Grh1p (gene GRH1). Gene Ontology annotation, molecular function: protein binding. The coding region runs from base 1 to 1119 and encodes 372 amino acids. Gene Ontology annotation, cellular component: Golgi apparatus. The transcript has a single exon. The record is from RefSeq and is a predicted model, not a curated record. Gene Ontology annotation, biological process: Golgi organization. NCBI's taxonomy places the organism in Eukaryota, Fungi, Ascomycota, Saccharomycetes, Saccharomycetales, Saccharomycetaceae.
AUGUUUAGAAUAGCUAAGAACCUGGUGCGGACUUUUGAGCAGAGCGUCCAGGAUACUCUGGCGCUCUCGCAGGACUCGGGCAAUCCGGAUGCCUUUUUCCAGUCCAUACCACCAAACUUGUUGUCUGCUCAACUGGCGCCUCCGGCAGAUGCCAUGUCCGACGGAGCCAAGCAUGCCAAUGUAAAUGAGACCCUUUCGGGUCUUCGCAUUGUUUGGGUCGACGAGACGCAGCUUCAGCUGCAGUCCUUUUUCGACUAUAUAGUAGGCUUCAACGAUGAUCCGAUGCCCGUGGUCAGUAACCAGCACGGGUUUUCGUAUCCGGAUUACCAAGCCGUCACGUCCUUGCUCAACGAGCACAGCGGCCGGACUUUGAAGGUCAACGUAUGGUCUGCUAAGGGCGGCGUGUUCAGAGACGAGUACAUAAGCGUGGCGUCAAAGGAUAGCGAUCAUUUAGACGAUGUUUCCUUGAAUCACGACGAAAAGAGGCCCUCUGGUGGGGAAGCGCACCAAUUUCGCGCACUCGGGUUCAAAGUUCAAUGGACUCCCCUGAUAGCUUCCACUUUCACCUACCAUAUCCUGAACGUGAACAUCCCCAAUGGACCCGCGCAACUUGCAGGGCUCAUCCCGGAUGAGGACUACAUCAUCGGCUGUCAGGACGGUCUGCUGGCCACGGGGGGAGAGACGCUUUUGCAAGAUAUAAUCAGAUCAAGAGCAAACUACGAUCUGGUCCUUUACGUUUACAACAAAGUGUCGGACUGCGUAAGGCCCGUCACCGUGCACAUAGGCCCCGACGGUAGGCUGGGCUGUAACGUUGGCUACGGGUUCCUUCACAGGAUCCCCACCGUCAAGCAGUGCUCGCAACAAGUACAGCAACAAGAGCAGCAGCAACACAACGAUCCAGUCCCCUUUUCAGCAGAAUCUGAAGCGGCCUUUGUUCCAUCAGCGUUUACGGCCCCGCCGCUACUAACCAAGAAGAAAUCGAAAAACAAGAAAACUACUCAGCCUUUGGCAAUGGAUGAUUAUUUCAAUGAAGGUAGGGACAAGUCCUCUGCUGCUGCAAAACCAGUGGAACCAGGUCUGCCUGCCCCACCACCGCAAAGACGGCCAUCCUCCAGUUGA